Messenger RNA from Exophiala aquamarina CBS 119918, 729 nucleotides. RefSeq lists its product as uncharacterized. The transcript has a single exon. The record is from RefSeq and is a predicted model, not a curated record. Bases 1 to 729 code for a protein of 242 amino acids. Lineage: Eukaryota; Fungi; Ascomycota; Eurotiomycetes; Chaetothyriales; Herpotrichiellaceae.
AUGUUUGACUCCACAUUUGUCUCUCAAGAACUAGUACGCUAUCGCACCAGAUCUUCUCCUCACGGCUUCUUCUAUCACGUGUCAAUAGCAGGUCAAAUGGCUACACCAUCGCUCUCUACAGUAACCGUUGUUGCUUAUGAUCCUGCUUGGCCACUUCUGUUCGAAGGAAUUUCGGAAAAGCUGAAACAGUAUCUCGAGAAAUGUGCAGUCACCUACGAGCUGCUCGAACAUGUUGGGAGCACUGCUGUACCGGGCCUUCCAGCGAAACCAAAUAUCGAUAUUAUCAUCACUGUUCCGGAUGCUGAAAAUGCAGACAAGGCCAAGGAGGCACUCAUCCACGAACCAAGCCCAGAAGGGCAUUACAAGUGCUAUGGAGAUGGAGGAAUUAGGGGUCGCAUCAGCCUGAAGCCUCACGUGCGCCAUCCUUUGCAGGACCAGAGCAUCUACAUCAUCCGGGAGGAUGACCCUGACGGACAACUCGUUGUGCGCUGUCAUCUCUCUCUUCGGGAUACACUUCGCUUGCCUGAGCAUGAAGCUUUGAAAGAAGAAUAUGGUCAAGUCAAGCUACAACUGGCCCAUUCGGCCCUUGAUGGGGUUGAUUAUGGGCAGAGAAAGAAUCCAAUUAUACGGAAGAUCCUCAGAACUGCAGGAUGGUCUGAUGCUGAAAUUUCCCUUAAAGAGGCAUUGGAUUAUCGGAUAGCUGGAGAGUGGGAUGAGCCACCGUACUAG